UAUGGUUGCAAGUCUGGCACCUCAAUUGUCGCAUAUACGUAACCACCAGGGACAUCUAUAAAGCAUUGAGCUCCCGUAAUAACUCCCCAUCGAACAGUGACUCCUCUACCGAUAUCCCCUCCAUUCGUUCUCUCCUCACAAGACAACAUCAUGUCUCUCCCCGCCAGCCGUCUAACAGGGACUUGGACGCGCUUACUCACGUCAGAUCGAUUGAAACGAUCAAGUCAGGUCGUAUCCGCAAUAGGGCAGAGUGUCUGUAUCUUUGGCGGGGAACUACUCCCCCGACAGCCCAUAGACAACAAGGUGGACGUUGUGACACUGUCCUCUGAUGACCCUCUCCAUGAGACGAAAGAGCAUUCUUCAGCACCACCGCCGCGAGUGGGAAGCGCAUCUGCCUGCCUCAGCGACCGUAUGUACCUUUUCUCAGGGCGCGGAGGAACCGACAUGGCACCGAUAGAUGAAGAAGGGGCUGUGUGGAAUUACGACCCUGUCGAAGCUCAGUGGUAUAAGAUAGAUCCUGCCGACAAAUACAUUCCGUAUCCGCCCGCACGCAGCUAUCACUGUGCGACGAGCGACGGUCAGACAACGUUAUACAUUCAUGCUGGCUGCCCCGAGAAAGGACGCCUCUCGGACCUGUGGAAGUUCGACCUCUUCAGCAGGUCUUGGCUGCGACUUCCAGAUGCUCCGGCGCCGCCCCGAGGAGGAGCCUCUUUGACGUACAGGUCUGGUAAGCUCUACCGCAUGAACGGAUUCGACGGCACCAGGGAGCAGGGAGGUAGCCUAGAUAUUUACGAUUUGGAUGAGUGUAUAUGGACAUCUGAAAAGUUUGAGGCCGAUGGUAAAAGCGGACCGGAACCGCGAAGCGUCUGCGCUUUGCUUUCUAUCACGGUUCAAGGCAAAGACAAGCUGGUCACUCUCUUUGGGGAGCGGGAUCCCAGCUCGCUUGGUCAUGCGGGCGCCGGGAAGAUGCUCGGCGAUGUUUGGCUUUAUGAUAUAGAGGAAAAGCGGUGGGAGCAGCUCGAUACUUCCGGCAGCGAGGCAACGCCUGCGCCGCGCGGUUGGUUUGCAGCCGAUGUGGUGAGGACGCAGAAGGGCGAAGAGGGCAUCGUUGUCCAUGGCGGUCUGAAUGAGAACAACGAGCGUUUAGGGGACGUUUGGCUUCUCAACAUUGCUUCAACAUAGCAUAUAUGGCGAUCUCCACAUAGUACGUACCACAAGCUAUGCUUGCACCAUACUUUGUUAUAAAAACCAGCAACAUUCACUGAAGC
This is a messenger RNA of Westerdykella ornata, 1268 nucleotides long. RefSeq names its product galactose oxidase. The transcript is spliced from 2 exons. The record is from RefSeq and is a predicted model, not a curated record. Lineage: Eukaryota; Fungi; Ascomycota; Dothideomycetes; Pleosporales; Sporormiaceae. Bases 151 to 1182 code for a protein of 343 amino acids. Gene Ontology annotation, molecular function: protein binding.